AUGAGUAGUCGACCAAAGCGCGACGCUAGUUAUGCUUCAAAUCGCCUAACGAGAGGCAAUGGCCCAGGAGGACACCUAUUGUCGACAUUCAAUAAGCCAGAAUCUCCCAACGACACCGAGUCUGAUAUCCAACCUAGUAUCGAGAAACCCACGCAAUCAUACGAACCCGCGAUAGAUGACGCACCACUUAGCUCGGAAGAUGAAGAGGCAGACAAUGAUAGCGAUGCCUCUCAAGGUCGCAGGAACGACCGAACAAACACAACCAUGGAGCAGAGGCUGGCGGAUGACUAUGUUAUCUCGCAAGGCAGUCCGCAGAAUUAUAGUGGAUCAUACCACAAAAGCACGUUUGUGCGUACCAACGGUGGCAUGAGUGAUGAAGAGAACAAUCCGCAUUUUAUGUCUUCGCAAAGCUCCAAGCGCAAGCGGGCCACGUACGCGAAACCCCAACCACUUUCAAGGCAUUCAAGUGUAAGCAAGCCGCCAGCUGCGAGCGGUAAAACCUCGCCCGCAAAAAGCAAGACACUGAAGUCUAGCGCGAAGCAACCAGACAAUGCGAACAAAGAACCGGAGGAACCUGAGGAACCUGAAGUGACGUUUAAAAUGCCUAAGGAUUUGCCUUCUUCGAGCCCUAGGAGAUCUUUUGCUGGCAGAAGGAAGAACGGAGCUUCGGAAAACAUACCUCCUCCUAUCUUGCCCAAUGAAUCUUUCUCUGCGUCUUCAUUUGGCACUUUAUCUUCCAAAGAACAGCAGCUGUUACUGCAAGACAGCGACUCGUCCCUUAACAGCCCGCUCAGCUCACCAUCAAGUUCUAUGUGCGAGGAAAUGUCUCAACUCGAGGACCGACAACCAUCUUCAGCUCAAAAAGCCCUGUGUCCAAUGUGUAAAGCAGAAGUCGACCGGGAGAUGCUAAAGCUGUUCGAAGCACAGCCGAAACAACGUAUUCGUGAACAACAACAAUUCUGCGCAUCUCACCAGGAGCGCAGUGCGAUGAGAGAAUGGGAAGCAAAGGGAUAUCCCGAAAUCAAUUGGGACACGUUCGACGAGCGACUUCAGGGCCACUUCCCUGAAUUGGAAAAGCUACUUGUUCCCGAUACUUCGUGUUAUUAUCGGAAUAUUCUUGAUACUAGCAUGAAGUCUGGACAGGCGAAGAACUUCCGUUUGACCUUGGAUGGCGAUGGACUUGAAUCGAUUACUUGUGGUUAUUAUGGGACAAAGGGUGCAGGUAAAAUGUUGCAAGCUGUGAUUGACCGAUUCUCUUUGCGACUCCGUCGUCUGGCAACGUCGGAUCAUAUCGCCAAGACUGCCGGUGUGGCUGGCUACGCACAAUCUGUUCUUGUGCCUGAAUUGGCGGUAAGAUUAGUGAAGGAGGAUAUGAAUGUCAGCGAUGAGGCUGCACGUCAGAUCUUGAGGGAGAGUAUUGAGAUUGGUGAGAGACUCAACCCGGCGUUGAAUGAUGUGAUACCGAUUCCGGAUGAUGUUGAUCUUUGA
Molecule: messenger RNA, 1488 nt
Organism: Penicillium antarcticum
Lineage: Eukaryota; Fungi; Ascomycota; Eurotiomycetes; Eurotiales; Aspergillaceae
Product: RTC4 family protein
Exons: 2
Coding region: 1-1488 (495 amino acids)
Source: RefSeq, a predicted model, not a curated record